Molecule: messenger RNA, 4278 nt
Organism: Onychomys torridus (southern grasshopper mouse)
Lineage: Eukaryota; Metazoa; Chordata; Mammalia; Rodentia; Cricetidae
Gene: Kcnc2
Product: potassium voltage-gated channel subfamily C member 2
Exons: 5
Coding region: 213-2075 (620 amino acids)
Biological process (GO): protein homooligomerization; potassium ion transmembrane transport
Cellular component (GO): neuronal cell body membrane; dendrite membrane; voltage-gated potassium channel complex
Molecular function (GO): protein binding; delayed rectifier potassium channel activity
Source: RefSeq, a predicted model, not a curated record
GGGCGGGGACUUUCUCCCCGACCUCAGCACCCACAGAAGCCGCUCAACCACCUGAACCCCGAAAACGCCAACAAGUAGUUUCUCCUCUGAGAAGGGCGGCUCAGACGGCCGCACAGACUCCGUCCGGCUUCAGGGAAAAACCUCGUCUACUCGGAGACCCACGCCGAUCCACUUUUCUCCCUGUCUCCUUAAGUCAUGUCUGAGCCACAGCGAUGGGCAAGAUCGAGAACAACGAGAGGGUGAUCCUCAAUGUCGGGGGCACCCGGCACGAAACCUACCGCAGUACUCUCAAGACCCUUCCCGGAACUCGCCUGGCCCUGCUCGCCUCCUCUGAACCCCAGGGCGACUGCCUGACGGCCCCGGGUGACAAGCUGCAGCCGCUGCCCCCUCCGCUCUCCCCGCCGCCGCGACCGCCUCCCUUGUCCCCUGUCCCCAGCAGCUGCUUCGAGGGCGGCGCGGGCAACUGCAGUUCCCACGGUGGCAACGGCGGCGGCGGCGGCGGCGGCGGCGGCGACCACCCUGGGGGAGGCCGCGAAUUCUUCUUCGAUCGCCACCCCGGGGUCUUCGCCUAUGUGCUCAACUACUACCGCACGGGCAAGCUGCACUGCCCCGCCGACGUGUGCGGGCCGCUCUUCGAGGAGGAGCUGGCCUUCUGGGGCAUCGACGAGACCGACGUGGAGCCCUGCUGCUGGAUGACCUACAGGCAGCACCGUGACGCGGAGGAGGCACUGGACAUCUUCGAGACGCCCGACCUCAUCGGGGGCGACCCUGGGGACGACGAGGACCUAGCGGCCAAGCGGCUGGGCAUUGAGGAUGCUGCAGGACUUGGGGGACCCGAUGGCAAGUCUGGCCGCUGGAGGAGGCUGCAGCCCCGCAUGUGGGCCCUCUUUGAGGACCCCUACUCAUCCAGAGCCGCCAGGUUUAUUGCUUUUGCUUCUUUAUUCUUCAUCUUGGUUUCCAUCACAACCUUUUGCCUGGAGACACACGAAGCUUUCAAUAUUGUUAAGAACAAGACAGAGCCAGUCAUCAAUGGCACAAGUGCUGUUCUCCAGUAUGAAAUCGAAACGGAUCCUGCCUUGACGUAUGUAGAAGGAGUGUGUGUGGUGUGGUUUACUUUUGAGUUUUUAGUCCGUAUUGUUUUUUCACCCAAUAAACUUGAAUUCAUCAAAAAUCUCUUGAACAUCAUUGACUUUGUGGCCAUCCUCCCCUUCUACUUAGAGGUGGGACUCAGCGGGCUGUCCUCCAAAGCUGCAAAAGAUGUGCUUGGCUUCCUCAGGGUGGUUAGGUUUGUGAGGAUCCUGAGAAUCUUCAAGCUCACCCGCCAUUUCGUAGGUCUGAGGGUGCUUGGACACACUCUUCGCGCAAGUACCAAUGAAUUUUUGCUGCUGAUCAUCUUUCUGGCUCUAGGAGUUUUGAUAUUUGCUACGAUGAUCUACUAUGCCGAGAGAGUAGGAGCUCAGCCUAAUGACCCUUCAGCUAGUGAGCACACACAGUUCAAAAACAUCCCCAUUGGUUUCUGGUGGGCUGUGGUGACCAUGACUACUUUAGGCUACGGGGAUAUGUACCCCCAAACAUGGUCAGGGAUGCUGGUGGGGGCCUUAUGUGCUCUGGCUGGAGUGCUGACAAUAGCCAUGCCUGUGCCUGUCAUUGUCAACAAUUUUGGAAUGUACUACUCCUUGGCAAUGGCGAAGCAGAAACUUCCGAGAAAAAGAAAGAAACACAUUCCUCCCGCUCCUCUGGCAAGCUCACCUACAUUUUGCAAGACAGAAUUAAAUAUGACUUGCAACAGUACCCAGAGUGACAUGUGUCUGGGCAAAGAAAACCGGCUUCUGGAACAUAACAGAUCAGUGUUAUCAGGUGACGACAGUACAGGAAGUGAGCCGCCAUUAUCACCUCCAGAAAGGCUCCCCAUCAGACGCUCUAGUACCAGAGACAAAAACAGAAGAGGGGAAACAUGUUUCCUGUUGACGACAGGUGAUUACGCGUGCACGUCUGAUGGAGGGAUCAGGAAAGAUAACUGCAAAGAGGUUGUCAUUACUGGUUACACGCAAGCCGAGGCCAGAUCUCUUACUUAAUGACUUGGGGAAGGCACAAAACAUGUGAGAAAGGUAACUGCUAGCCAGGCUUGCAUUGUUUAGCCAGGAAUUUCUGCUUGGUAAUAGAGCCAUUUUCCCCCACUAUAAGUCCUAGAAUUUGUCAUUAUUUUCAGAGGUUAGAGUGCUAAACAUUACCCAAAGCUCUCGUGUGUUUUCAUUUCUGAUUUUGUGUGAACAUCAAAGGUAGUGAUGUUCAUUGGAGGGUUUUUCAUUUGUUUGUUUUGUUUUUCACUAGCCUUAAAAUUUGCAUCAAAGGACUAACCAGACUUUUCAGGCUGUGUUUAAUCAGGUGCUUUGUCCUGUGUGUUGUUUUCGGUCUGUCUGUUUUCGCUCCCUGUCUUAACUGUAUGUACCAUUUGUCUUCAUUGAGGGUAGAUGUGCCCUGAUAGGCUCUUUAAACUUAGCACUGAUUUCCCUACCUCCUACCCCCUGUCUUGUUUGCUACUUGGAGCAGCCUCUCUGCUUUGUAUAUACGUUAAUGAUGCUCUGUAGACUACCUAAAUUAAUAGGCACUGUGAAUCUUUUUUGAUGAGCAGGACUGAAGCAGCGAUUUCACCAUAGCACUCGAUUGCCUACUGCACUGUCAGUUUCUACUACCUAGUAACCAGCAUUCAUCACUACAUUCCAGCAUACAUCCCUAGGGAGUCUUUUGCAGUCUAGAGGGAAGAUAGUCUGUUUACAUAUCCCUACCAAAUGCUACAGCAAUAGUGUGUCUGAUAUUUUGGGAAAGAAAUGCCAUAAUAUAAAUGCAGUGUAGACAAUACUUUUGAUGCAUUGAUCCUUAAGAUUGUUAAUGAAGUCCUACUUCUCAUGUUUAUUUUUGAUAGGAAGACAAUUGUCACUUUUGUUAUUGGCUAAAGACAUGUGUUACUCUUCAUUCCCAAGCUCUAGAGCAUGAGCUGCAUGUCAGAGAUCUUGUACAGCAAUGCAUUUACCCAGACGUAGCUAUCUGAGAUUUAGAGAUACUGUGAUUCUUUUGAUAACACCACUCAUAGAAUGCUAUAAGUACUCAGAGGUUUAUGGUCAAGAAUUAAUACGCUGUCUGGUGCUGCUGUUAUAGACUGCAGUGUUGUACAGAAUUUAUCAUGGAUUUUUGACUGCUGAAAAAAAGGGACAGUGAGAUUUAGCCAUACCAAGGAUUGUACUGGAAACUUCUGCUACUGAAUGUGCCCUGAUGUGACCAGUUUGCACUCAGAAGAGGUCCUGCACCUUCGUGAGGUAUUUAAAGCUUAUAAAGGAAUGGUGGCUGGAACUGAAAUGGUGCUCGCCAUGGAAAUAUUCUGCUUUUUGACUGACCAGUGUCCAGGAAACAACUGUAAAUACCAACGUGUGCAUGGGUCAACCCCUCUGACAAUCUCAUAGCACGGGAAGCCAAACCCAUGGUUAACAUCUCCAAAGCUUCGAGAAGUGCCCACAAGGCUUGGAAUGGCUUCUCUCUUGCUCAUGGUGGUUUUGUUGAGAAUUAAUGAAGGCAGUGAAUCUGAUGUAGUAUAGGUCUGUUUUAAUUUCCCUUAUUUGUGCACUAUGUGUUGGAUCUAUAAACACUGACUGCCUCAUUUUCUUGCAAACCACUUAUAUAUCAGCUUGUCAACUGUGUUGUAGACUGUGAGUGUCUCCAUGUAAAAUCUAAAACAUUUUUAGUCAUGUAUUCAUUUAGUUCUGGAAAAGUGUUACUAUCUAAAAGAAGUUCACUGACAGUAUUCAUAGUUUUUUGUCCUUGUUACCUCAAUUAUAAAUAUUAAAAAUAUAAAUUCUGGCAAUGAGAAUAUUUUUUUAUUAAAUGAUCAAGGAAAAUGUCAGUAUAUAGUAGAAUAUUAUCAAAUUAUAUCUUAAAAUGUCUAUUUUGCAUAACAGAGAUAUUCUUCAAUCAAUUCUUCUUUGUGAGCUUUGUGGCUAAUGAAGCGUGUAUUUGUCUUUAACACUGCUGUAGUUGAAACUGUAUACAAGUUUUUCAUCUUGCUUAAUCAAUAUUUCCAGAAUCUAUUAGUUCCCCUGGGAUUCUGAAUAUACUAUAUAACCUAAUUAUGAACCCCUGUAUCUUGUACCUUUUGUGGCCAUCUCAAGGUGCAUGCCUAACCUUGGUGAUAAACCAAUGGACGUGUUACUAACUGAAAUUAAGAAUAAAAGGCAAAUGAGCUGGGGAUAAACUUGAAUCCUAUCUGAUUAAAUUAUUUAUAUCAUU